This is a messenger RNA of Morchella importuna, 624 nucleotides long. RefSeq lists its product as uncharacterized. The transcript has a single exon. The coding region runs from base 1 to 624 and encodes 207 amino acids. The record is from RefSeq and is a predicted model, not a curated record. NCBI's taxonomy places the organism in Eukaryota, Fungi, Ascomycota, Pezizomycetes, Pezizales, Morchellaceae.
AUGGCAAUCGAAGCGACCGCGGCAGAUCCCAUCAUUAGCGAAUCUGCUAUUUUGUCUAAGCUCGGCUACGUCCCCUGGGAGUCUGAGCCUGACGCUGGCCCAGGCGGCCUCCUGGACCACACCACCUACAAGUAUGUCGCCUUCCCUCACGAGGCCUCCAGCACCCCAGCAAAAAUUGCAGCAUCUCCGGUCUUUAAUGCGUUUAUGCAAUACGCUGAGGGUAACCCUCAGUUGACCGCCCAGCGCUUCCAGAGAAUCAUCUGUGGGCCGGACCCGGAGGCGAAUCUCAAGGCAUUUGCAUUCAUGAGCACUGCCUCUAAGCAAUGGAGGGACGACUACCUAAGGCUCAUGGUGGAUGAAGGGGAGAUGGAGGCCGGAUGGUGCUUCGUCAAGGAUCGUAACUGGCAGGGGUAUCUCAGGACCGAUUUGAGCCUGGGGAAUAUCUACGAGGACUCCAGGGCGAUGAAGGCUGCGAGCAAGAGGAAGGCGAGGGAGGAGGAGGAACAGGAAGAGGCGGAGGAGUCGGAGGAGUCGAUGGGAAAGGGAAAAGGAAAAGGAAAGGCCAAGGCCAAGGGUUCUGCAGCAGGCAGACGCUCAAGCAGGAGAAGGGUCGUGAAGGACUAA